Messenger RNA from Lates calcarifer (barramundi perch), 2957 nucleotides. Its product is annotated as palmitoyltransferase ZDHHC17. Gene Ontology annotation, biological process: protein palmitoylation. Lineage: Eukaryota; Metazoa; Chordata; Actinopteri; Centropomidae. The record is from RefSeq and is a predicted model, not a curated record. Gene Ontology annotation, cellular component: Golgi membrane. Gene Ontology annotation, molecular function: protein binding; palmitoyltransferase activity.
UGGUUUGCCUCAAUCAGUUGUUUAGCACAAUAAAAUCUGCCCCGUUACUUUGCUCCGAAAGAUGAUCUCCCUUCUCAGUUUACAUUGUGAUGUUGUAGCGCUUCGUCCAAGGAGCUGAUUUUGUUUCCGUUGCAGUUUGCAGUCUGUGGAAACAAUCAGCGGCCCUCUGUGCUCUCAUCAUAAUGCACCCGAUGCCCGUGUGCUCCGUCAGCGGUGGAGACAUAUUUGACUGUAUACAGAGAGGAAAUAUUGAACAGUGUAUACUCAUCAUUCAAAAUGACCGAUCAGUCCUCAAGCAAAAAGGCUGGGGUGGUUUCACCCUACUCCACUACGCUGCCCUCCAUGGUAACCGUGCCCUGGUUGACCUUUUCCUUAGUAAUGGAGCUAACCCUAACCUGACAUGUGAUGCAGGACAGACAGCCUUUCAUUUUGCCUGCAGGCAAGGGAACAUCUAUAUUAUACACCAAAUGAUGCAGUAUGGAGCUGAUUUACGCCUCAUAGACCUGCAGGGAAAAACAUCACUGCACCAUGCAGUCACUGGGGGCAAUAUUGUUGCAGUUCAUUAUCUGUGGGAGACAGGAAUGUUCCGGUUCUCAGACACAGACAUGUACCAGGUGACACCCCUACACUUGGCUGCAUCCACCGGCAACACAGAGGUGGUCCGGUAUUUGCUCAGAGACCAGAGAUGUGCUGUGGAUGCGGUUGACCAGCAGGGAGCGACAGCGCUUCAUGUUGCAGCAGAGAGGGGUGUAGUGGAGGUGUGCUGGACACUGCUGCAGAGAACAGGAUGCGGGAUGCUCCAUCAGAAGAACCAUGGUGGCCUCACACCACUGGAUCUCAGCAAACAGGGGAAAACAUUUAGACAUCAGCAACUCACUAAACUACUGAGUCGACACAUUAAUGAGCCAAUACACCACAAGCCCAGAGAGUCUCAUGUUCUAUAUUACUGGACGAUGUUUUUUCCAACUAUGAGUGGAGCUGCCAUCCUGCUAAUAGCAGCCAUGUUGGGGGGAUACGGGGGUCUAAUCUGCGGCUUGCUCUUCCCCUGGCUGGCCAGAAGCAUCUUCACACAGUACCACCGCAUGACAACAUACCAAAGGUUGCCCAACCCAAUCUACUUAGGAACCCUCAUAGCUGGCUUGUUCCAUUCUCUGCUCUGCUUCUAUGGGAAAAUAAUGCUUAGCGUGUGGCCAAACAGUCCUCUGGUCCAGGUGUCUAUGGUCCACUUCUCCCUAGUCUUCGGUUUAUUCUGUAAGAUUCUGACACAGGACCCCGGGACACUGGACAGAGCAGAUGCAGAUCCUCGAUUCUCCUGUAUCGCUGACUUGGUGGAGAACAACCAGAGCCCUCACCGGUUCUGUCCAUACUGUGAGUUGUUUCAGCCUGACUACACUAAACACUGCAAGCUGUGUGAGGUGUGCAUUAAAGACUAUGACCAUCACUGCCUUUUCCUCAACCGGUGUGUCGGCCGGGGUAACCACCGUCUCUUCCUCUUCUUCAUCCUCUCCAUGGUGAUUGGCCACCUUCUUUUUGUUGCCACAGCAACAAGUUACCUGUAUGACAAGAUGCCCGCAGGCAGCCGCAGCUUGUCACCGUGGCUCACAUUGUUAGGGGAGGAAUUCUGGGUUGUGGUCAUGAUGGUUAUGAAUGCACUGACACUUUUGUGGGAGGUGUGGCUACUGACAGAGCAGUUUGAAGCCAUCGCCACGGGAACGACCACCUACUUCAAACAGUGUGAGAACUCAGCACGACAGAGGUCACUAGGGCAGCGCUGGGUUAUAGUGCUGUCAUUUCUGCUGGAGGGUCGAAGACGGGUGGGCAGCGGGCAAACAAGAGAGGACAAAACUGCCAUAGACAUUUAAAACUGUCCUGUAUGCAGCUGUUGUCAUCAUUGCUCACUAUACAUUCUCAGUUUACAGAGUCUUUGACGUGCACUCAACUUUGUGAUAAUGUCCUCUUUAGAUGCAGUAACUCUAAUGCCAUAUAACAUGUUGUACUUGAAUGUAAAAUUUGUUCAUAUCCUAAUAUUCUAUUUUAAUACACAGUAGCCUAUACAGUAGAUUUGUCCACAAUGUGGCUAGCAGGAUAACUACCACUAAGAGUUUAGUCGUUCAUCUAGUUUUUAGAGACCUCACUGAACACUUUUAAGAUAACAGUGUUUUUGAUUAACUUGUUGGUCAGCAUUGUUCUGUGUGAAGUACUGGAUAUUUCUAAAACUGUGUUUUAGCAGGAAACACCACUGAUGACAUGAAUACUCACAUUCACAGCUGUAUUUUUCUAUUCCACAUUAUCUCCAUACUUUUUUUUUAAACAUCAUUGUUACUGUUGCUUUAAAUAAAAGUGUAACUCAUACUGUAGAUCAAGGUUAUGAAGAUUUUUGUACUCAGAACAUUAGCAAGUUCUGUGAUUAGCUAGUGAUGAUGGUUAAUAACAGGUGCAGUGAAAAAGACUUUGUUCCUAACAUAAUGUCAUUACCUCGCUGACCUGCUCCCGGUCAUUUGUGCCAUGACACUUCCUCUGCUCUCGCUAAUGGGACAUGCUCUUUUCAUGCCUUCAAUUACACACACUCAUUUCCUAUGUGUCCCUCAGGACCAUAUUUCUAGAUUAUAGAUGAUCUUCCCCACACCCCUCAGAGGCUGGUGUGCUGGACAAUGUGAGUGGCUGUGUCAUGUGAUAUAAUUUAGUGUCUACCGCCUGUUAUGCAUAUGGAGUAAUUAAGAUGAGUGCAUGUAAGCCUAUGAGUGCUUUUACUGUAUUCCCCCAUCCCUGGAUCAGUGUUAUUGUAUUUAACUGGCUGCCACUUGUCGAUAUCACAGUAUAUUUUAUAUGUACUGAUGUAUUUUAUCUCUGGUGACAGUUUCUUUUGGUUUCUAAGAUGAUACCUCAUAUGUGCCAUGACGUGUUUUCUAUGCUGUAGGAAAAAUCUGUUUAAAAAAAUAAAACUCACUUAAAUCUGC